Messenger RNA from Egretta garzetta (little egret), 1607 nucleotides. RefSeq names its product MAF bZIP transcription factor F (gene MAFF). The record is from RefSeq and is a predicted model, not a curated record. Gene Ontology annotation, molecular function: RNA polymerase II cis-regulatory region sequence-specific DNA binding; DNA-binding transcription factor activity, RNA polymerase II-specific. Gene Ontology annotation, biological process: regulation of transcription by RNA polymerase II; regulation of epidermal cell differentiation. Bases 133 to 582 code for a protein of 149 amino acids. The transcript is spliced from 2 exons. Gene Ontology annotation, cellular component: nucleus. NCBI's taxonomy places the organism in Eukaryota, Metazoa, Chordata, Aves, Pelecaniformes, Ardeidae.
UCUGGUGGGGGGGACGUGGCCACCGGGCGAGAGGCCAGCAGGGCCGGUGCCCUCUGUGCCGGGGUGAGGGACAGGGGCAGGCAGUAACCAACUUUUCUUCUGGCUGCUCGGCAGGGCCAGCGUGAGGCAAGGAUGGCUGCGGACGGGCUCUCCAGCAAGGCCCUGAAGGUGAAGCGGGAGUUGGGGGAGAACACGCCGCUGCUGUCAGAUGAGGAGCUGAUGGGGCUGUCGGUGCGGGAGCUCAACCACCACCUGCGGGGCCUCUCCAAGGAGGAGGUGGCGAGGCUGAAGCAGCGCCGGCGGACGCUGAAGAACCGGGGUUACGCUGCCAGCUGCCGGGUGAAGCGUGUCUGCCAGAAGGAAGAGCUGCAGAAGCAGAAGAUGGAGCUGGAGUGGGAGGUGGACAAGCUGGCCCGGGAGAAUGCUGCCAUGCGCCUGGAGCUCGACACCCUCCGGGGCAAGUACGAGGCCCUGCAGGGCUUUGCCCGCACUGUGGCUGCUCACGGCCCCCCUGCCAAGGUGGCCACAGCCAGCGUCAUCACCAUUGUCAAGUCCAGCACGAACCAGGCCGCCUAUUCCUAGUGUCGGCCUCUGUCCCCCGGCCGGGCACAGCCCCCCCGGGGUGCCUUCCCCCACAAAUCCCUUCCCGUACCUUCCCUGAUCUACUUCCCACUGGGACCUGUGCCUGAAAUCCUCCUUCUCCCAUCCCUUGACCUCCAGCUCCUCCACAUAGGAAGAGCUGCUGCAGCGUGGGCGCUGGGGCAGAGGACAGGACCCCAUGGGUGGCCCCUGAAGCCCCACAGCCCCUUCCCCUCUGGCCUCUCCCCCUGCUGCAGCCCCCUUGACCAGGCACCCCUCACCCUGGGGGGUGCAGGCUGGAGAGGGUGAGCCUGCACCGUGGGAAAGCAUCCCAUGUCUCCAAGCUGGCAGGAAAACACCGGGCACCUCUUUGUUUUUUGGGAAGGGUACAGGAGAGCUGAGUGUGGACCAGGCACUCCCAGGAGUGUGCGUCAGGGAGGAAAACAAGGAGAGAGGUUUUGUGGUGAGGGACAGAAAGAAGGGGUACAAUGGAGAGGGAGGUUGGCAUUGGCAACUUGGACCACAGCUGGAGUGGGGAGGGAGGCGGCAGCAUGGCUGGAGCCUCUGGGGAUGGAGAUGGCAAGGGAAGGUGGCAGGUCAGAGGGGGAGAGAAAGUGGCUGCGGGUUGGUGCCUGGUAAGGGUGAGCGGGAUGGGAAAGUACCAUGGGAGCCUGCAGUGCUGGGGGAGCCCAGAGGUGACGGUGAUGGAGGAGGACCCUCAGAUGUGGGAGAGCUGGGGGAUGUGAGCAGGUUGGGUAGGCCAGGCUGUCGCAUGCAAAGGGGAGAAGCAGUGGUGCUGUUUUAUCUUUCUCCAUCACGCACAUCCUUCACGCCUCUUCCUGCCUAUGGGACGCUCAGCCCGGCCGGGUGUUGCCGAAACACAGCAGCACCGGCAGGAAGGAAGUGGAGGCAGCUGGAGCAGAGAUAAACACUGUUUUGCUCAGUGCAGGCCGGCUUGUGCAGCCCCACCAAGUGCUCCCCACCGCCUACAAAGCUCAAGGAAAAGGUGCUCCUGGCCUCUGAAAGUG